This is a messenger RNA of Parnassius apollo (apollo), 756 nucleotides long. NCBI's taxonomy places the organism in Eukaryota, Metazoa, Arthropoda, Insecta, Lepidoptera, Papilionidae. The record is from the annotation of a GenBank genome assembly.
AUGGGUGACUUUAACACAUGCCUACUCAAGGGUGACUAUCGGUGUGAAAAGCUAAAAUCAUUAACCGAGGCAUGUAAUCUACAUAUAUUACCACUAUCUGCUACGCAUAAAAUUCCUGAGUGUACUCCAUCACUACUUGACUUAAUCAUUGUAUCCUCUCCAGAUUUUGUCCUGAAACAUGGCCAGCAUGACGCUGAUCUCUUCUCUCAUCAUGAUCUCUUGUUUCUUACAUACAAGGUCCGUCCUCCUAAAGCAAAAUCGAGAAUCCUUCUGCGACGUAAUUUUGGUGGAAUGGACAAAGAACGUCUUCUGGAAGAUGCUAGUCGCAUGGACUGGUCAGCUGUUGAAAAUGCUUCAACAGUCGACUUGAAAGUCGAGUUAUUUAACUCCUUUCUUAUCCAACUUUAUGACAUCCAUGCCCCAGUAAAACCAAUAAAAAUGAAACAUUUACCAGCACCUUGGUUAACUGAUAGUCUAAAAAAACUUAUUAUAAAAAAAGGAUUUGCUAAUAGUAAGUUAAAAGCUGAUAAGAAUGAAAAAAACUUACGAUAUUAUAAUAAAGUACGGAAUCGCUGCAAUACAUUGUGUAGGGAUGCACAAAGACGCCAUAUUCAUAAAUCCGUCGAAAACGGCGACGCAGCCAAAGUUUGGAAGUUUCUUCAGUCUCUUGGAGUUGGUAAACAUCCAAUAAUUCUCCUCAUCAUAAUGUUGAUGUUGAAUUCCUUAACAAAUAUUUCACCUGUUCUAGCACAUUAG